UACUGAGGACCACCAGAGCUAGCUAGUGAGCUACACGGCUAGCGAACAUGUCAACACUUGUUUACAUAAACGCCUGCAUGUGUGUAGAUCACAUUUCACCAAUGAAUUAGUGUCUUUCGUCAACCACGUGAAAAUAGUACGUAGCUUGAUUGAAGUAUUUGACCAUUAAGCCCAUAAACAAGGGUUUUAAUAGGCUCGGUUAACAUUUUCUAGAUAGGAGCUGACUCUAGCAUCGACUGGAGAAAUCCAGUCAGCAGAGGAAGCCUGAGCUCUGGAUGUUUGAACUUCCCUCCUGGGGGGUGUCGCACGGAUUAAUCCAGCAUGUGACCAUGGGGCUGUGCAGCCGGGACUUCAACCCUCUCACAUGCUUCCCUCCUCAGACACAGCUAGCUGCUAGCUGCCUGUAGCUCACACUUAGGCUGGACUGGUUCUUCUCUCCAGAGACCUUUCUAUAGAGCCAGCACACUCUUAUGUCUGGAGUAAGUUUCUCAGUAGCAGGGAACCAUCGCUUUGAGCUGGCUCGACCCAUCACAAACACAGGGUGCUGAAGAUGGACGAGGCAUUUCUGAGAGUCAACAAUGAGCUGGGCACUGAGGUGGUGGUGUCCUGGGUGUCAGAGCGCUGCUACCAGUGUUUGUACCAGCAGCUGGGAGUUGUACCAGCAGCGCCCACUCCUGGACAGCCCAGUUCGGUUGACUUUGUUGUGAGCACACAGCAUGAAAUAACACUACAGCUCAACAGCACCCCUGUCAACCUGGAGCUGUGCACGGUUCCCUUCCACUUUGGGGAGCACGGGAACUACUCUCUGUGGGUGAAAAAUUUCACCGACUCCUCAGUGGUGAAUUGUUCUGUAGUGACUGACGCAGACCCCAUCAACAGCUACAUACCGAUAUUAGUGGCUUUUCUUAUCUUUGCUGGACUGAUCUUGAUGUCCUGCAUUGGUCGGAUAAUAUUGAGGCUUGACGUGGUGAGGAAUAUCCUCUUCCGAGUUACUGGCUCGUUGGAGACGGAGAGGCUCAUCAACUCUGAACUGGGCUCCCCUGGCAGAGCUGUGCCACCAGUUAGUGACACCAUCCUCCCUCCUCCACCCAACCCCAGCAAGAGGCUGCGAUCUCUGGACACAUUCAGAGGAAUUGCCUUAGUCAUUAUGGUGUUUGUGAACUAUGGAGGGGGGCGAUACUGGUUCUUCAGGCACCAAAGCUGGAAUGGUCUAACUGUUGCAGAUUUAGUCUUCCCUUGGUUUGUGUUUAUAAUGGGGACAUCCAUUGCACUGUCAACCAACUCCCUGCUGUGUGCAGGCUCAACACGCUGCUCACUGCUGAGGAAAACUGUGUGGAGGAGCCUGCAGCUCUUCAUCCUCGGUGUCGUCAUUAUCAACCCAAACUAUUGCCAGGGACCAUUAUCUUGGGACAACCUGCGAAUCCCAGGUGUGUUGCAGCGCCUGGCCUGGUCCUACCUGGUUGUAGCCUGCCUGGAUCUGCUGGUGGCAAAAGGUCACCUCGACAUCCUCACGACGAGUGCUUGGUGGUCCCCCUUCCGUGACAUCUUGCUGUACUGGCCUGCCUGGCUGUGUGUGAUCCUCUUAGAAAUCCUCUGGUUGUUCCUCACUUUCCAACUCCCGGUAGCAGAUUGUCCAGCAGGCUAUCUGGGCCCAGGUGGGAUUGGGGACAUGGGCCUUUACAUGAAUUGCACUGGUGGAGCGGCUGGUUUCAUAGACCGUUGGCUGCUGGGAGAGAACCACAUCUACCAGACUCCGUCGUCACGGGUGAUUUACGCAACUCGCAUGCCCUUUGAUCCAGAAGGUGUCCUUGGCAGCAUCAACUCUGUCCUCAUGGCUUUUCUUGGUUUACAGGCAGGAAAAAUUAUCUUACACUACAGAGAUCUCCACACAAGUAUAAUGUCAAGGUUUCUAUUAUGGGGUCUCUUUUUGGGAGCCAUAUCAGCAAUUCUGACCAAGUGUUCCACAGACCAGGGCUUCAUUCCUGUCAACAAGAACCUAUGGUCUCUGUCCUAUGUGACAACACUGGCCUGUUUUGCCUUUGUGCUGCUAGUGCUGCUCUACUUCAUAGUGGACGUGCAGAGGUGGUGGUCUGGAGCACCUUUCUACUACCCAGGUAUGAACUCCAUCCUGGUGUAUGUGGGCCAUGAAGUGUUGGAGGAGUACUUCCCCUUCCGCUGGCGUAUGGCAAACAGCCAAUCCCACGCUGAGCACCUCACCCAAAACCUCGUGGCUACUUCCUGUUGGGUGUUCAUCGCCUAUGUGCUGUACAGGAAGAGGAUUUUUUGGAAGAUUUAGAGGGAAUCCCUGAAUAAUGAUUCCUUCCAGUAGCAGAGGACAUUGAUGAAAUCAGAAUUGCUGGAGUCCUAAUCAGAACACUUUUGGAGCACAGAUAACCGGGGACUAAAGAUUUAUUUUGGCAAAACUAUGUUGUUUCUGUGUCCCUGAACAUGAAUGGGUUUCUUCUUUCAAACUGUUUAGACACUAUUUUUUACGACCAUUAAUGUUUAAAAGCUUUUUUUCCCCCCAAAGAUCUUCAGAUAUGAAGCGUCUCAUAUCCCCACUGACUCAGGAAGAACUUGUCCAAGAAUAGUUAGAGAAUUUGCAGACUCUCAUUGUUAAUCUACUUUUUUACUUUGUGUUAUUAAUUCAGGUUUCAUUCCUCACCCUGUGACACAGACUAUGUUUAACAAGCCACUUGUUAACUUCCCUUUCUUCUGCUGCCACCGUAAUUACAGCAUUUCUCUGAAA
Molecule: messenger RNA, 2749 nt
Organism: Hippoglossus stenolepis (Pacific halibut)
Lineage: Eukaryota; Metazoa; Chordata; Actinopteri; Pleuronectiformes; Pleuronectidae
Gene: hgsnat
Product: heparan-alpha-glucosaminide N-acetyltransferase
Exons: 18
Coding region: 551-2296 (581 amino acids)
Source: RefSeq, a predicted model, not a curated record